This is a messenger RNA of Bipolaris zeicola 26-R-13, 1206 nucleotides long. RefSeq lists its product as uncharacterized. Gene Ontology annotation, cellular component: chromosome passenger complex; spindle pole centrosome; spindle midzone. The coding region runs from base 1 to 1206 and encodes 401 amino acids. Lineage: Eukaryota; Fungi; Ascomycota; Dothideomycetes; Pleosporales; Pleosporaceae. The transcript has 2 exons. The record is from RefSeq and is a predicted model, not a curated record. Gene Ontology annotation, molecular function: protein kinase activity; ATP binding. Gene Ontology annotation, biological process: mitotic spindle organization; protein phosphorylation; regulation of cytokinesis.
AUGGCCGACGUUGCAAACCUCGAGGCCGCCUUUGAGCGCACCACGAUCCACGACGAGAAUGACGACCAGGCUGCGUCUAACGCAGCCUACCAAAAGGCCAAGAAGCCUUCAGUAGCUGGCCUUUCAACCUCGCAAUCAGCAGCCAACCGCAUGAAGCUGCCUCACCAGAUCCCUCUCCAGAAGAUCGCGACACAAAACGCAAAGACCGCAAACAUCGCAAAGGUCAACCUUGCUGCAAACGCCGGCCGGCCCUCAGAGCACAGCUCGUCUCACCGCCGCACCCUCACCGAAUCAGCGGUGUACAGCGUUCCCUCAAAUCCCGCAACCCCCAAGCAAUGGCAUCUGGGCAUGUUCGAGAUUGGCAAGCCGCUCGGAAAGGGUAAAUUCGGUCGCGUAUACCUCGCAAAAGAGCGUGCUUCAGGCUUUGUCUGCGCCCUCAAGGUCCUGCACAAGUCCGAGCUCCAACAAGGCAAGGUCGAGAAGCAGGUUAGGCGAGAGAUUGAGAUCCAAUCUCACCUCACCCAUCCCAACAUUCUCAAGCUGUUUGGUCAUUUCCACGACGCCAAGCGCAUCUUCCUCAUUCUCGAGUUUGCAGGAAAGGGAGAGCUGUACAAGCACCUGCGCAAGGAGCAGCGCUUCCCGGAAUGGAAGGCUGCCCAGUACGUUGCCCAGAUGGCUGCCGCCCUCAAGUAUCUCCACAAGAAGCACGUCAUGCACCGCGAUAUUAAGCCUGAAAACAUUCUAGUCGGCAUCCACGGCGAGAUCAAGAUUUCCGACUUCGGUUGGUCGGUCCACGCCCCUAACAACCGCCGCAACACCAUGUGCGGAACGCUUGACUACCUUCCUCCGGAGAUGCUUCGCGGCGGCGGCAAGGACAACUACUACACUGAGAAGGUCGACCUGUGGAGUUUGGGUGUCUUGACAUACGAAUUCUUGGUCGGUGAGGCGCCUUUUGAGGACACACAAGUCAUGACACAGCGCAAGAUUGCGAGGGGAGAGUACACAGUGCCCAGCUUUGUCAGCUCAGAAGCACGGGAUCUGAUUAAGCGAUUGUUGGUGCUGGAUCCUGAGAAGCGUAUUGCCUUGGAGGAUGUUGAGAGACAUCCCUGGAUUGUCAAGCACUGCAAGGGCAGCCCCAGAGCAUAUGAGCGUACGUCUGGAGGCAAGUCCCGCAGCAGUUCGGACGACUCUGAGGAGAGCUUCUAA